Puccinia graminis f. sp. tritici CRL 75-36-700-3 is the source of this 330-nucleotide messenger RNA. RefSeq lists its product as uncharacterized. The record is from RefSeq and is a predicted model, not a curated record. Lineage: Eukaryota; Fungi; Basidiomycota; Pucciniomycetes; Pucciniales; Pucciniaceae. The transcript has 3 exons. Bases 1 to 330 code for a protein of 109 amino acids.
AUGGCACUUUCGCCCGAGAUGGAUCCGUUAGUUGAUAGUGAAUCAAUAAAAAUCACUGGGAAAGGCACAAUUGUUGCCCAAUCCGAUGGGAACCAGGCAGGCUUUGACUUGAUUGUCCAGCACGAAGUUGGAGUCUGUACUGCCUUUGGGGACCAUGUGGUUAUGGUCAAGUAUGUGGCUCUCCAAAGUAGACGUACCAAAAAGUUUGAGACAUUACUAAAAUCGGGUCAAAGGGGGCACUUCGGAGGGGUUUUAGCUGGGUGGGACAGGCACCAUGACAUGAUGAUUGUCAAAUUGACUGAAGUGACAAUUGGAGGAACCCAAAAAUGA